This is a messenger RNA of Mya arenaria, 2789 nucleotides long. Its product is annotated as transcription factor COE3-like. Gene Ontology annotation, biological process: regulation of transcription by RNA polymerase II. The record is from RefSeq and is a predicted model, not a curated record. Gene Ontology annotation, molecular function: DNA-binding transcription factor activity, RNA polymerase II-specific; RNA polymerase II cis-regulatory region sequence-specific DNA binding. The transcript has 15 exons. Bases 409 to 1950 code for a protein of 513 amino acids. Lineage: Eukaryota; Metazoa; Mollusca; Bivalvia; Myida; Myidae.
UCGAGUCAGUACUCGGGUGAGAUCGCUUUGAGACCAAUACACUUCUCCAGCGUCAUAUCUCAAAUUGACCCUCGGUGACUUUAAGGAUACUGUUGUGCCUGUGUGAUGAUUUUAUAAAACUUCCGGAAAUUAAAAGUUUCGUCGAAACAGGGUUUUAAGUGUCUACUGGGAUAUAUUCGCUGAAAGGCAAGAAAGAAUUAGAAAAGUUAUCAAUAUUUCCCGUGCUUUCAUAUUUUCUCACAAUUCUUCACACUACGGGACAUCUUUAUUACACUUUUCCAUUUUGGCGAUUCCCAAAAUAUGUUGAAAGCUAUUUCUCAACACGGAGUACUAAUUUAGUCCCGAAGUGUUGUUAACAAAUGAAGUGAACGAAGGCAGGCGACAACUUAGAAGAUUGAGUACUCUUCAAUGAAGGAGGAAAUAUCCCAGAUUGCAUCUGUUCGCAACUGGAUGCAGCCGACAAUGGUGGAACAAGGAGCAGGAAGUGUUGGGGUCGGAAUCACACGGGCGCACUUUGAGAAGCAGCCGCCAAGCAACCUCCGGAAGAGCAACUUCUUCCACUUCGUUCUCGCCCUCUAUGAUCGCCAGGGGCAACCAAUCGAGAUCGAGCGAACCGCUUUCAUUGACUUUGUGGAAAAGGACACUGAGUUAGAUGGCCAGAAAACCAAUAAUGGAAUUCACUACCGUCUUCAACUUUUAUAUGCCAACGGUGUGCGACAAGAACAAGAUUUGUACAUUCGCCUCAUUGAUUCCGUCUCCAAAAGUUCAAUCGUAUACGAGGGCCAGGACAAGAACCCAGAGAUGUGCAGAGUCCUCCUCACACACGAGGUCAUGUGCAGCCGAUGUUGUGACAAGAAGAGCUGCGGAAACAGGAACGAGACCCCAUCUGACCCCGUCAUCAUCGAUAGGUUUUUCCUGAAGUUCUUCAUGAAAUGUAAUCAAAACUGUUUGAAAAAUGCGGGCAACCCGAGAGAUAUGCGGAGGUUUCAGGUGUCCGUUACUACAACGGUGGCGGUGGACGGGCCUCUCCUGUCCGUGUCAGACAACAUGUUCGUCCACAACAACUCCAAACACGGGCGGCGGGCGAGGCGCCUAGAUCCCACUGAGGGAGAUUAUCUCGCUGAUCCCUAUCUAGGGACCCAUGGAAAGUACCUCAGGGGCCAGUUUUCCUUUUCGACCCCGUGCAUCAAGGCGAUCUGCCCGAGCGAGGGGUGGACUACGGGCGGCACCACCGUCAUCAUUAUAGGCGAUAACUUCUUCGACGGGCUUCAGAUCGUGUUCGGGACCAUGCUUGUUUGGAGCGAGCUGCUGACGUCACAUGCCAUAAAGGUACAGACACCACCACGUCAUAUCCCUGGCGUCGUUGAAGUGACGUUAUCAUACAAGUCAAAACAGUUCUGUAAGGGAGCGCCCGGUAGAUUCGUAUACACAUCACUGACUGAGCCCACCAUAGACUACGGCUUCCAGCGUCUUAUGAAGCUGAUCCCCAGGCAUCCGGGCGACCCAGAGCGACUUCCUAAGGAAAUCAUCCUGAAGCGCGCGGCGGACCUUGCGGAGGCGUUGUACAGUAUGCGGAACCCUAACCAACUGUCACUUCCGGCCCCGCGGUCACCGCCCAUGAACAACCCGGCCAUGACCGGCUUCAACACGUACUCCGGCCAGCUCGCCGUCAGCGUACAGGAGAACGGACAGUGGGAGGACGGUUACAACCGUGGUCAGAGCUCGAGCGUGUCUCCCCGGGGGUACGGAUCGACGGGCUCCACCCCUCACAGUAACGGUAGCGCCUACAGCUCCACAAUGAACGGUUACCAUAGCAGCGCUGGUGGCCUCGGAAAUAUGGGAAUGAGUGGACUUGUUGGGUCUCCGUUUUCCGCCAUGAAUCCGUUCGCCUUACAACCUUGUAACGCAACGCAACCUUAUGGAAGCUCAAUAGUGUCACCAACGAAAUGAUGAAGUGGCCUGAAUUGUCUUCCGUAAAUUAUAUUGUUGAAAUGUAACAAUACAGGCGAGACAAGAAAGAGGACAGCGGAUAAUGAUUUGAUCGCACGUACGCGUGUACAGUGAAUGAUAAAGUGUGAAAGAGUUUCUAUUCCUGGCAAAGGGUAUGCCAUGGUGAAGUGUUGGUCUUUCAAGGGAGAUAAUUGGAAGGCGAAACGAUAUUAACAUGAAUGAUGUUAUUAGAUAUAACGGCAACAGUUGUCCGGCCAUGUUGGGUAGAAAAUUGAUAUGACUUCUUCUGAAGCUUAAUCGGACAUGUCAUCUACAGAAUAUGUGCUAUCUUGCCGUUCAUACAUGCACUGUCUCCAGGGUCAGAAAUCAUGCGUUUUAAGUUUUGAAACGAAAUUAUUAUGAUUAUGACAUGGACGCUAAUGUUAGUGCUCGAUCAUUACUCGUCGCAUGGAAUACAGUGCUAUCCAUCUAGUCGUUUAUUGUUAUUGUAAUGAUGUUUUCAUAUAACUUUCUCAUGGUGAAUUCAAUGUUAAUAGGGAACAUAUUUUAAACGUGUUUAUAUACUAUAACUUCGAUAAACAUUAAUGCCAUUAAAAGGGGAAAUUACUUCAAACCAGUUUUCACUUUCAGUGGCGCAAGCUAAACAGAGUUUAAUGAACAGUUUAUGUUUUACUUUUGAAAUUAAACAUAUGUUUAUUGCAGUAUAUAUCCAGAAAUGGGUAGAUUUUCAUGUCAUUUUUCUCAGUCCGUUGAAGAUUUGCUAUGUUUUAUUACUAAUUAUAUGGAAUAAUUAUUGUUUUUUAUGUAUUUUGUUUAUUGUAUUUUAUUGAAAUAUUCAU